Messenger RNA from Rhinocladiella mackenziei CBS 650.93, 948 nucleotides. RefSeq lists its product as uncharacterized. Gene Ontology annotation, molecular function: S-adenosylmethionine-dependent methyltransferase activity. The transcript has a single exon. The coding region runs from base 1 to 948 and encodes 315 amino acids. NCBI's taxonomy places the organism in Eukaryota, Fungi, Ascomycota, Eurotiomycetes, Chaetothyriales, Herpotrichiellaceae. The record is from RefSeq and is a predicted model, not a curated record.
AUGUCCCAGCCUGGUUCAUCCCCCGUUCCCUUUCCAACGGAAAAGACGUUCAGUUCCUAUAACCAGGAACAAGGCAAAGCUUAUGCUCAGAUCCGUCGCGACUACCAUCCUAGCCUGUAUCAAACCAUCGUCAACCACCACGCCUCCACUGGCGGUCAGUUCGACACCCUUCUCGAUGUCGGCUGCGGCCCUGGCACCGCCGCCAACGGGCUCGCUCCACACUUCGCCCACGCCAUCGGCCUCGACCCUUCUGAAGGCAUGAUCACUACCGCUCGCUCCCUCGGCGGUGUCACGUCCACGUCCGAACCGGUCCGCUUCGAGGUCUCGACGGCCGAAGAACUCGGAAAGGACCUCUCACCGCCCGUCCAGGAUUCCAGCGUCGACCUCGUCACCGCCUCAAACGCCGCGCACUGGUUCGACAUGUCGCGUUUCUGGCCACAUGCCGCCCGCGUCCUCAAGCCGGGUGGUAGCGUCGCAUUGUGGACCAGUGGCGGGAUCCGCGCCCACCCAUCCAUGCCCAAUGCAGCCGCCAUCCAAGCCGCCGUGGACCAGCACGAGGAGCGCCAUUUGAAACCCUACUAUGUGCCUGGCAAUCUGCUUGCUCGAAACCGCUAUGUCGAUCUCCCGCUCCCUUGGACCCUGGGGCAGCCCGUCUCGGAAUUCGACAAGAGCACCUUCUUCCGGAAAGAUUGGGAUGUCGACGAGGAGUUCUUCGUGGGGCUACCGGAGGUGGAUUUGGAUACGUUCGAGAAGAUGAUGGCGACCGGAAGUGCCCUGACUCGAUGGCAACAAGCCCACCCAGACGUCGCCGGUACCGAGCGUGACGUACUGAGGAUGCUUCGCAGAGAGAUCGAACGGCUACUGCAUGAGGCGGGUGUGGAGAAGGGGAAGGAGAGGGUAAGGGGAGUUGUGCCAGGGACGUUGUUAAUAGUGAAAAAGAAGAUAUAA